CCACCCCACAAACUUUGACAAUGACGUUUUUAAGUAAGUCUUUUUGGUUCAUCUGUCGGUUUUGACAAAGACAGCCCGUUACAAUUUCAAACCCAAAUCCUGGGCAUUUCAAAAAUUUUAUACCCUCACUCUUUCCAUUUCCCCCUAUAUAAAUCACUCCCAUUCUCACCAGAAAAUUCUGUUUAUUUAUUUAUUUUUUCUUUUUGUUUUGCAUAGAAGAAUCAGAAGUUGCCCAAAUCCUAAAACCCUUUUGGGAAUUGCGGAGAUUUUGGGAUUUUGAGAUUCAUCAGAUGGGUGGAAGGAGAUGAUGUCUUACUACAAACCGGAUAGUACUUACCAUCAAUAUCAAUAUCGACGGAAAAGAAUUGUUGCUUCCGCCACCGCCGUCGUCUCCGGUGAUGAUCUUAGAUUUUAUGACAAGAGUUUGAUGGUCAGGUAUUUUAAUCUGAGAACCGGAGGAAUCAUGGCGCUGCUAACGGUGUUUCUCUUGUUCCUGCCGCUGGUUUUGCCGCCGCUCCCUCCUCCGCCGUCAAUGGUUUUGUUCGUCCCGAUUUUGAUUAUGAUGCUGUUGGUUAUCUUGGCGGUUUCGCCGGCCAAAAUUCCCGGUCCCGAUGUUAUACCGGAAACUGAAUAUGUUUGAGAGAAUUUCCGACGACUGACCCGUUUGAAAAAAAAAAUGAAGAACCGUUGGAUUCUGCCUGAUGGUGCAUUUUUGGAUGAAAAGGGAAGUGGAAUUUCAUGAUUCUAAUCAAUUUUUUUUUUUCUUUUUGGUCCGAGUUUUUGGUUUGAUUUUUAGGCCAUCUUUUGUAAAGAAGUCUUUGGUAGACUUUGCUAGUUUUAACUGAUCCAUCUUUGAAUGCAAAGUUUCGAAUUACUCCAAGUUCGUUGUAUAUGACGUGUCUUUCAAUUUGCCUUUUCUUUUUGGCUUUUUUUCCCCCUACUAAUUUUCCGUUUUUUGUUUUUACUUUCCUUCGUUUAGAUUUAGUGUAGUUUAUGGCGUCAAUUUUUUUUGGUCGGA
Oldenlandia corymbosa var. corymbosa is the source of this 1018-nucleotide messenger RNA. Lineage: Eukaryota; Viridiplantae; Streptophyta; Magnoliopsida; Gentianales; Rubiaceae. The record is from the annotation of a GenBank genome assembly.